Molecule: messenger RNA, 3140 nt
Organism: Penaeus monodon (black tiger shrimp)
Lineage: Eukaryota; Metazoa; Arthropoda; Malacostraca; Decapoda; Penaeidae
Gene: betaCOP
Product: coatomer subunit beta-like
Exons: 18
Coding region: 184-3060 (958 amino acids)
Biological process (GO): intra-Golgi vesicle-mediated transport; intracellular protein transport; endoplasmic reticulum to Golgi vesicle-mediated transport
Cellular component (GO): COPI vesicle coat; cytoplasm
Molecular function (GO): structural molecule activity
Source: RefSeq, a predicted model, not a curated record
GAAUAAAGAAUAAUUAAUUUUUCUCUUCUGCCAAAAAAGCAGCACAAACGCACUUGUGUUGUUGACGUCUGAGGUCGCCGGAGGAGGAGGCGCCUUCCUCACCUGUCAAUCUAAGGGUCUUUUUGUCCUUCAUUCCCCUCUGAGGAAUUGUCCGGGUCUGAAGUGCUCACCCAUACCAGCAACAUGGGUACUCUGGAGCAGCCAUGUUAUACCCUCAUUCAGGCUCCCACGGACACAGAGCAGCCAUGCGAAAUGACUCUGAAGCGGGACCUUGAAAAUGGAGACAUUCCUGGUAAGCAGGCUGCCCUGAAGAAAGUGAUCCAGCUUAUCCUUAAUGGAGAACGUCUACCAGGAAUCCUGAUGACAGUGAUACGCUUCGUGAUGCCCCUUGAAGAUCACACCAUCAAGAAGCUGCUGCUCGUCUUCUGGGAGAUUGUGCCUAAGACCACUCCUGAUGGCAAACUUCUGCAGGAAAUGAUUCUUGUGUGCGAUGCCUACAGGAAGGAUUUAUCACACCCGAAUGAGUUCAUUCGAGGCUCCACACUGAGGUUCCUAUGCAAGCUGAAGGAGCCGGAACUGCUUGAGCCACUGAUGCCAACCAUCCGCUCUUGCUUGGAACAUCGUCACUCCUAUGUGCGGAGGAAUGCAGUCCUCGCCAUCUUCACUAUUUACAAGAAUUUUGAUUUCUUGAUCCCUGAUGCACCUGAACUGAUUUCAAACUUCCUGGAGGGAGAACAGGAUAUGUCGUGCAAGCGCAAUGCUUUCAUGAUGCUGAUUCAUGCAGAUCAGGAGAGAGCUCUCACAUACCUGUCCACCUGCAUUGAUCAGGUCAACUCUUUUGGGGACAUUCUGCAGCUUGUUAUAGUUGAGCUUAUUUAUAAGGUAUGUCAUGCCAAUCCAGGGGAAAGAGCGAGAUUCAUCAGGUGUAUUUAUAAUCUCCUGAAUUCUAGUAGCCCUGCUGUCCGCUACGAAGCUGCUGGCACCCUUGUUACCUUAUCUUCAGCCCCAACAGCUAUUAAGGCUGCAGCUAAUUGUUACAUUGAGCUCAUCGUGAAAGAGAGUGACAACAAUGUCAAGCUCAUUGUCCUGGAUCGCCUAGUGGCACUGAAGGACUCUCCGCAGCAGGAAAAGAUCUUGCAGGAACUGGCCAUGGAUGUGCUCAGAAUCUUGAGCACUCCUGAUCUUGAAGUUCGCAAGAAGACCCUUAAUUUGGCACUGGAAUUAGUGACAAUGAGGUCUGUAAAUGAAAUGGUAGAAGUGUUGAAGAAAGAAGUUGGAAAGACCCAUAACACUGUUGAACAUGAGGACACAGGCAAGUAUCGUCAGUUGCUGGUACGCACACUACACACAAUCAGUAUGAAGUUCCCAGACGUUGCUGCAAAUGUGAUCCCGAUCCUUAUGGACUUCCUCUCAGACAACAAUGAACUUGCUGCAACAGAUGUGUUAGUCUUUGUUAGGGAGGCUAUUCAGAGGUUUGAGGGUCUCCGCUCCCAGAUCAUAGAUCGUCUGCUUGGUUCAUUAGCAACAAUCAGAUCUGUGACUGUGCAGUGUCAUGCACUGUGGAUACUUGGAGAAUAUGCUUCAAGCUCAGGAGAGAUUCUGGGUGUUGUAUCUGCCAUAAGGGGGAGUUUAGGAGAACUACCCAUUGUUGAGGAUGAGAUGCGCAAGGCAGCAGGUGAAGCAGGUGAGGAUGAUGGCUCAGGGGACAAGGCUGGCCAACCACAGCAACAACAGAAAGUCACAGCUGACGGUACUUAUGCCUCACAGUCAGCCUUCUCUACAACUACAUCUUCCCUCAAAGCCGAUGAUCGUCCACCACUUAGGAAGUACCUCCUAGAAGGAAACUUCUACCUUGGUGCCGUCAUUGCUAACACCCUUGUUAAACUUGCUUUCCGUUACAUCUCACUGGAAGCUGAUGUUAAUAAGCAGAAUGCCUUCUGUGCUGAAGUGAUGCUUGUAAUUUCAUCCAUUGUGCACCUUGGAAAGUCAGGUCUGCCACAGAAGGCUAUGACAGAUGAUGACUAUGACCGCAUGAUGCUCUGUCUACAGGUUGUGUCUGAGCGCACCCCAAGCCUGGCAUCAGUAUUCACAGUACAGUGUCGUGGUGCACUGUCCCACAUGCUGGCAGCCAAGUCAGAGGAGGAGGAAGCCCAGAGACGUGAUCGCAAGGCCAGCAAGGUGGUGGAACACGUAGAUGACCAUAUCUCCUUCUCACGCUUAACUAAAGGCAGUGACCUUUCUUCAACUGAUGACAUGUUUGACCUAUCAAUGUCCAUGGCUGUUAGUGGAGGCAAGAAGGAAGGCAUUGACCUGAGCACAAGUAAAUUAAGCAAGGUUACACAGCUCACUGGCUUUAGCGACCCUGUGUAUGCUGAGGCCUACGUCCAUAUCAAUCAGUAUGACAUUGUCUUGGAUGUCCUCAUCGUCAACCAGACCAAUGACACGCUCCAGAAUUGCACCUUGGAGCUGGCCACUCUAGGGGACCUCAAGCUAGUAGAGAAGCCACAGCCUAUUGUCUUGGCACCACAUGACUUCUGCAACAUCAAGGCCAAUGUUAAGGUGGCCUCAACUGAAAAUGGAUUUAUCUUUGGAAAUAUUGUAUAUGAUGUCAAGGGUUCAACAAGUGAUCGCAAUGUUGUUAUUCUGAAUGACAUUCAUGUGGAUAUUAUGGACUACAUUGUUCCUGCAACCUGCACAGACCUUGAGUUCCGCCAGAUGUGGCUUGAAUUUGAAUGGGAGAACAAGGUGACAGUCAACACUCAGAUGACCGAGCUUAAAGCUUAUCUUGACUACUUGUGUAAGUCCACUAACAUGAAGUGCUUGACACCAGAGAAAGCACUCACAGGGGCUGGUGACUACAUGGCAGCUAACCUUUAUGCACGCUCGAUCUUUGGUGAGGAUGCACUGGCCAACUUGUCUAUUGAGAAACCCCUAGACAACCCCGAGGCUGCCGUCACUGGACAUAUCAGAAUUCGUGCCAAGAGCCAGGGAAUGGCCAUCAGUUUGGGUGACAAGAUCAACAAGGUGCAGAAAGCUACAAUAAAAUCUGUAGGAGCCUAAAACCACCCUGAUACUUCCAGUGUUAUCCAGUGUUGUUAUAUUGAAAGAUCCGUAUUUUUAAGCAGUACAUACAUAUAAGA